Naegleria gruberi is the source of this 879-nucleotide messenger RNA. RefSeq lists its product as uncharacterized. The record is from RefSeq and is a predicted model, not a curated record. The transcript has a single exon. The coding region runs from base 1 to 879 and encodes 292 amino acids. NCBI's taxonomy places the organism in Eukaryota, Heterolobosea, Eutetramitea, Acrasida, Naegleriidae.
AUGAACAAAAGCCAACCACAAGAAUUUAUUCAUCAAAAUAGCAACAAAGAAUUUAAAGAUGAUAAUGAUGAAAAAGUAAAAACAAUUAAAACUCAAGUCGGAGUGGAUAAUAUUGCAAUUUCAAAGAGUUCGGAAUAUUCUCUUUUUGAUUGGUUUAAUUAUUGGUUUAGGGGAAUUACCUUGUCUGUUUCAACAUUUGGAGCAGUGAGUAAUCCUCAUAAAUAUAUUGAAAAACAAGGAGAUUUAUUACCUGAUAGGCUGUCUCAUGAUUUCUAUUCGAGAAUUUAUCGAUUUAAUAAGGAGGAGUAUGUGGAUGCUAUUGUAAAUGCAAAAGAUGAUGUACAUGCCCCACUCACUCACAACUAUGAAGAUUGCAUGCAAGCAAGGAGAGGAAUGACAAUAUUUGGAGUCGUCUCGGGUGGAAUUUUUGGAUCUGCCUUUGCCUAUGCAAAGAAUUUUGGUACAAUUACCAAUAGAAAGAGAUAUUUGCCUUAUACAUUGAGUGGAGUGUUGAUUGGAUUUACAAUGUUUAGAUUUGUGAUUGCUCCAAGAACUGAGAGUUGUUUUGAGCAAAUUAUAAAUCAAGCUCUUUCAGAGAGAAUUAUUACAAAGGGAUACAAUAACAUGAUGGAAUACUAUAAACAAAACGAGAAACCAAAGAUGGUGAAUUGGAGUGACUAUGAACUCGAUAAGGAGCAACAGGACUAUCUCAAUACCAAAAUGAGAGAACACAUGCUCAAUGCAAUGAAGAAGGCUGGAUGUAAUAAGGAAAGUAUUGAAUCUUUCACUGAUGGUAAUGAACUGGUGUGGAAGCAACAUUUGGAUGUCAAUUUUAAAAGAAAAUAUCCAUCUCAUAGAAAGUAUUUCGAGUUUUUAUAA